Peronospora farinosa is the source of this 2655-nucleotide messenger RNA. The record is from the annotation of a GenBank genome assembly. Lineage: Eukaryota; Oomycota; Peronosporomycetes; Peronosporales; Peronosporaceae.
AUGGACACGUCGCCUAUGAAUGCGUCAGCCGAGAGCGACGUGGACCUGAUGCACACCAUUUUGGGCGAGCAUGUGCCACAAAGUGUCAUUCUUACGUGUCUAAAUGCCUGCGCCUUUGAUGUGAGUGCUGCUCUGAACUGGUACUUUGCAGAGGUGGCAUCGUCUCCUGCUGUUGCAAUUCAAUCUACUGAUGUGCCUCCAUCCUCCAUCGUUUCGAAUAUCCAAUCGGGUUUAAGUCUUACACUUCAUGCACGUGCUGUAGAAGGAAUGGUGAGCAAAUCGGAGGCUUAUUAUGCCACGCUUACGAAAGGAGACCCGGCUUACGAUAUGCUCACACCAAGUAAUGAAAAGUUUCUGACUAUUCGCUUAAGAAAACGAGGAUGGCGUACUGGAAAAUUACUGGGAUUACCUUCACCUGCCACUCAGCGACCAUUUUUUGCCAAUGGAGACGUCGUGACGCUUGAAUGCAACGGUCUGUGGCUUAAAGCUAAUUCCAUUAACAAGAUGCUGCAAUGGAAAGCUCCAUCCGAAGACGACCGCAACAAAUUUGUGGUCAGAGGUCUUCCACUGGGCAAGAGCUUGGCACCAGGUGACUAUUUCUUUCUUACGAGCUACAAGUGGAAGGACAAGGAAAUCGUGUGCAAAGACGAGCGACCCGUUGGUACCAGCAGCUACAACACAAAUGUACAUCGAUGCUUCCUUGGGCUUGAGCGUAUCAAAACCGCAAACCAGCGCUUGUAUCUGUACGCAAAACUUACGUCCAAUGCAGUCAAGAGUCUGUCGAGACCUGACGAUCCGAUCGAUUUUGGCCACCUAACAAUCAGCGUCAUGGGGACACCCAUUUCCCCGGGGAGUACUACCCCGCGAGAGCAAGCGCAUUCGCGACGAACGGACUCGAUCUCAGACGAAAUUCAGUUUGCGAAUGCUAAGAUUGAGCAGAUGGCGAACAUUACUGGAACGGACGUGUCUCGAGAUCGCCUCGCUAACUUUCUAGACGGUGCUGGCGGGGAUGUUCAGGUCGCAUUAGAGCACUAUUUCAUGAGUGUGUCCACUGCUGCGAGCAGCUCAGCGCCUACACAAUGUGUCACAUCAGUUUCUAGUGUACCAUUACCAACACAGAGUGAUGUCGCCGAGUCAGCAGCAGCUCUCGAGGAGGUCCAGGCUCGUGGUCAUGCCGAAGCUCAAGCACACCACGAUCGCUGCCCGCUCAGCCAGCUCAUUUUGGGUAUCCCCUCCAUCUCUGAGACAGCGUUAUCACCAAGCACGGAACCAUUGUCGAUUACCCCCCCUGAAGCAAAGGCCAAGUAUAGAGCUAUUGUAGAUCCGCCGCGGCCGCCUUCGGUUGAUGCCACAAGCACUUUGGUUGGAGAGCCGUCGCCCGGCAUGCCGCCUCCUGUGCCCUCUUCUUGCCCACUUUCCUUUCCGCCUUCAAUCGCUUCGAUAUCAAAUAGCGGAAUGACUACAGUUCCUGUUCCACUAUCUGCCGCUGGUGGUGCCCCCGUGCUUCGAAUUACUGAGGACGAGGUGUUGUUGGACACCACUGACUCCUCGAAACACCAGAAGCAAACGGGACAGCGAAGGACUGUGCUCGAACAUAAAGGCGAUGCAAUAGCAGAGGUUGAAAGUGAACGAGCAGAGGCGCUUACAAUCCAGGAUUUUGAAAUGCUGAGUGUACUGGGCAAGGGUAGCUUCGGCGCUGUGAUGCUUGUUCGCUUUAAGAAGGAUGGCCGUGUGUUUGCUCUCAAGAUCAUCAAGAAAAACAACAUGGAUCAGGCUGAUGUUCAAAAUGCUAUGGAGGAAAGACAGAUUUUGCAGCGUAUACAUCACCCUUACAUUUGUGGGCUGGUCUUCGCCUUUCAGACCAACGAGCGACUUUAUCUGGGAAUGAAAUACUAUGCAGCUGGAGAUCUCUUUUACCAUCUCAACAUCAAAGGCCAUUUGGGCGUGAAAGACGCGAAGUUGUACGGAGCAGAACUUGUUCUGGCAAUCUCGUAUCUUCACGAAUUAAACAUUCUUUAUCGCGACCUCAAGCCUUCGAAUGUCAUGAUCGAUUCUGAGGGCCACAUCGGUGUAGUCGACUUUGGUCUGUCCAAGCAGCACAUUUAUGGUAGUAACUUUGGAGUCAAGACGCUGUCUGGCACGGCUGAGUACGUGGCUCCAGAAGCUCUUGCACAAUCUGCCGACGGUUCUCGUAACUAUGGCAAGGCGUACGAUUGGUGGAGUCUGGGUAUUGUUAUCUACGAAAUGCUGGUUGGUGAGUCACCUUUCUACGAGGAGAACGAGCACAAGAUGCUCAGCCGGAUUGCAUAUUCGGACGUAGUAUUUCCAUCGGACUUUCCACGCGACGCGUACAAAUUGGUAAAAGGGUUGUUGUCCAAGGAUCCGAAGCAGCGACUGGGAUCAGAGCAAAUGGGCGGCGUGGAUGCCAUCAAAAGCUGUCAGUUCUUUAGGCAUAUUGAGUGGGACAAGUUGCUGCGGCGAGAAGUUAAGGCUCACUGGACUCCAAAGCUUAGUGGUGAGACGGAUACAAGAUACGUGGACCCAGAAUUUAUCGACGAGGGUCCGCCUUCAGCUGCGUACGAUCCAAGCGCUACUUCUGGUAACUCUCGUAGCAAACGCUUUAGCCAAUUUUCAUUCAAUUAUAGUCUCGGAUGA